Messenger RNA from Macrobrachium nipponense, 598 nucleotides. RefSeq lists its product as uncharacterized. Bases 227 to 598 code for a protein of 123 amino acids. The record is from RefSeq and is a predicted model, not a curated record. The transcript has 3 exons. Lineage: Eukaryota; Metazoa; Arthropoda; Malacostraca; Decapoda; Palaemonidae.
CUUUCGGGUAGUCGUGGUGAACAAGUUUGAGCUUGUAUGAAAUUGACGCUUUGGCAACUCAUAGCUACACUCCUCUGCUCUUCGAAUCAACCAAUCAGAAGCCACCAGGCCCUCGCACAAAGACUGGAGGGCCUUCGACAGACACCUCAGUCGUGCGCAAGUUGGAAAACAGUCAAGACGUGCCGCAGUAACCUCCAAGUUUCCCCCCCCUCCGAACUUCGUAAUCAUGUUACAAAGCAGUAUGUUUUCUGGGCAACGCAAUGCUGCAUUGGAGACUCAGGAACGUGUAACAUGGGUAGCCCCUGACGACGCUGAAUCAAGUGAUAUCGACAUGAGCCCUUUGGACAUUGACAGUGAUGAUGACGACCCUACCUACGUUCCUGACGAAGGCCUUACUCAGGACGGUGCCUUUGACCUUCCUAACUCUAGAGAUCGCAAGGUCAAUGUUGUCUCUCAAGCGAUGCCUAUGGAAGAGGAACCUGAGCCUAACCCUAAGAGGUCUCAUGCUGAUGAAUGGAAGAAGGAAAACAUUGAUAUCCAUGCCCCUGCCCGACUACAUUCAUCAGAAGCCUGGUGCCAGGAAUUCUCUUGGCACUAG